UAUAUGCAAUGGGUUUGUUUCGUCAACAAAUAUGUAUCAUUAAAAUUUCUGAAAAAGUCAGUUAGUUCCAGGCAAACAAAUUCAAGCUACUAACUUACAAUAUGCAAACUCUGAUUGUUGCGAGAGUGGUAUAGCCUAUAUUGUUUACGCUAAAUAGACAACAGUUAUCAGGCUUAUCAGACGCAAGCAUAUGCUUUAAGGAGUUACGACGUCUUUUUUCUUGUGUUGUAUAUUAAGUUCAAGAAAUUACACCAGCGUAGACCAAAACAAUUAGAAAUUAGAUUAACGAAGAAGAUUAAAGUUUAUCACAUUUUCUAUAAUCGGGAGAAAUGUCAUCGGACGUAUAUCUAUAUAUUUCUUUCAAUAUGAAGAAAGAGAAGAGCAAUACGAUUAUAGCUAGUACAUGCAGGUUUUUCUUUGAAUCUUUGAAUCAUAAUCAUUGUAUUGGCAAUACCCCGCCAUGAUAUCCUGAAUAGCACCUCCGCCCUCUCUCGUUUAAAACUACACCAAGUGCUUCGGCGAAUGAAUAAAGAUAGCGUCAUCUGAUUGGACAAAUAUCGCUUUGCGUCAUGUCACGUCAUCGAAACGAAGAAAUGUGUUAACCAAUGAUGAGCGUGCAUUAACGAGAAAGGGGGGAAAGAUGAGUUAAAGACAGAGGAAGGAUGAGUAAAAGACAGAAGACGAAUAAUGAAGUGUUUUUAAGUAGCAGAAAGGAAUAUUUAAUUAAAACAUAAUCAUUAUUAUUUUAUUAACGUUUUACAGAAAGUAUCGACGAAUGGAAUUUCACAUCGAGCAUAAUAAAUGUAAGGUGGUGUCCAAUCACAAUUCAAGGAGUAGACAUAUGUUUCUUCAGAAAAAACACGACUCUCUACUACAAAGUGGUGUAUCAAGCAUAUGGUGCAGUCAGCAUACACCCCCUCCCCCUACCUUUGCUUUUCAAAACCGAAGACCCAACGGUAACAACAACAACAACAACAAUGCAAACAGGCAAUCCCCGCCAUAUGGAGCCCCCCGCCCUUCCCCCAAACCAAUACAAAUUUCGGAUACGCUACUGUUAGUAGUUCUUCUCUCAUAUUCUUGUACUCUCUUCGAUCUAAAGUAUACUUCAUCACUCUCCUUGUAGCUCACUUUCUUCUUACCACAUAGAGUGUUAUUAACUUCAGUCGUGCCUGGAUGUGUGUGUGUCCGCUGUUGCGAAAGACGCUCACAACUUUCAUCUUGCUCGCGCGCCUUCGUCGUUUCGGCUAGUCUCGCAUCAAGUGCCUUCAAGCAAAAAAGAAGGCUUGAAUUUAUUUAAAAGAAGCCCUCUUUGCCUGGUGGCAAAGCCGACUAUUCAUCUUCCUUGUCAAAAUUUUCAUCAGCAUCUCCGGUCGGACGCGAAGGGCCGUGUUUCUAGAUCCUCCUUAAUUCCUCGCUAAGCGUCAGAGGCUAAACGCUUUUAUUUUUCGGAUCACUCUUCUCCAAAGUUUCGCUCAGCCCUCCCUCCCUGUCUCUCUCACUGACACUCUCUUCCUCAUCACCUGUAUCUGAUGCCCUGCUCGCAUUCGGGACUUCGGAAGGAACGGAUUCCGAUUCAGGCGAAAUUUGAUCAUAGCUUUUAUCAGAUUUGCACAAAUUUAAUCAAAACGAUAUUCAUCUGAUUUUCGGGGUCAGCGAUCGGGGACAUCAACAAAUUCAAGUUCAUCAUCGUUUUGUCUUCCGGAAAUGACAAUUCACACGCCGAAUAGCCUGUUUGACUUUGCGUGAUUAUGUAACUUUUGUUUAUAUUUUUCCGUCUCCUUCGAAUCUUCGUGAAGUGCAUGUCAAAUGACUUGCUACCUAAUUGACACAGAAAAUAAUUUCGAGUUCGAUAAUUUUCACGAGAUUUCUUUUUCACGGUUGAUAUGAACAAAGAUUAAAUUAUAAUCCAAACCGUUCAACCAUUUUUUUCAUGACAAUCCUCCACGCUGGAAAAAUUGAUAGCUUUUGAAAACGUGAAAUGAGUAUUAUACCUCUAUAGGCUAAUCUCAUUUUUGCUGCAAGACUUUACAAUUAACAAAUAUGUUUCAAAAGAAUAUAACAGAAGCAUCUAUAAUUGCCACUAUGCUGUAUUGAACAGUAAAGUUGCUAUUCAACUUUUGCUUUCAGAGAAAUAAACUGCGCUAUCUUCAUCAUUUGCAUAGAUUGUUGAUAAAUUAGUACAGAGACGACUACACAAACACUCACAAUGAUGAUGGACACAGCCAUGCACGGCGUCGCCGAAGGUUUCGGCGUCUCUACCUCCCAAUCGCAGGCUCACCAGUCCGCGGUAGCAGCACACAGUCAACACAACCAACACCAUCACACUUUGCAUCAGCACCAGCAACUCGCGCUCCACCAGCGGACCGAUGCCUCCUUACAAGCCGAAGCAGCCGGCGUGGACGUCAAUGGACUCACCCCCUCCGAUGCCGUAGCCGCCGCGGCUCUCGGUGCGACUGGUUUAGGCGGUCAUCAUCACCAUCAUCAUCAGCAUCAUAAUGGUGGCCGAGGGUUCUCGGUGUCUCAUCUUCUAAACCUGCAGGAUGUAAGCGGGUUUGGCGAUCACGGUCACGGUGAUGGGAUGGGAGGCAUGCCCGUCAGAGACGGCUCACCCAGCGGGAUCAUGUGCGGUGAUGGUUUAUUAGAUGAUGGAUCCUGCGGCUCGUUGUCAGAUAACGGGAUCAUCUCGGCCAAAUCAAAACGGCAGCGACGCAAUCGGACCACAUUCACCACCGCUCAGCUCGAUGCUCUGGAGAAGGUGUUUGAAAGGACGCACUACCCUGAUGCUUUCUUACGCGAGGAGCUUGCAAAGAAGGUCGAUCUCACAGAAGCACGAGUCCAGGUAUGGUUUCAGAAUAGACGUGCUAAAUUCCGUCGUAACGAGCGGAGCCUACAAGCCGCCAAGGUCGCAGCGGCCAGGCGGAGGCCUUUCAAUGGCGUCAACGUAGAACAACCGGUGGCGCCUCGCCCCUGCCCUACGACUACAGAGCUUGGCGGCAGCACGUGGAACUCCGCCGCAGCCGCCGCAGCGUCGUACGGCAGGCUAGCCGGCGUCAUGUCGCAGGCAGCCGCCGGCCACAUGUCAAUGAUGAACAUGAACGCUUUGGAAAACGCCGGCGGACUGAGCUCGAGUUGGGCUAAUUUGAGGUUAAAGGCGAGAGAAUACAGCAUGCAACAAAUUCCACUUAUCUAGGAGUGAGUUUCGAAUUUUUCUUUUGGAUAUUUCCUCACCGUCUUUUGACUUUUGCGUUCGUCUAACGGUAAUGUGGAUUUUAAAAGGACGUUACAAUUAAUCCUGGACCAAGACUGAUAAAAUGGCUCAACGUCACAGAGCAUACAUAAUCUUCUUCUAUGCUGGAGACAAUGUAUGACGUCACAAUGCAAUCACUGUUCAUCAAGUGACAUUGAAAGUUGCAGUUUGCCAUAAAGCUACAUACCGAUGACGCCAUAUUGUUUUACCAUGAUGAACCUUACUGGUGACUGGCUUAACCAUGUUUGUCUAUUUAUCAGACGGUUUCUUCGUUUUCGUGAAAAUUGAAAGGAAAAGGGAAUGGAUAAUUAUGAAUAUGAACGAAAGAAAGGACAUAUACUGUUCGAUAACUGAAAUAGUAUUUGAGUAUGUUAGAUAACUUGGCCAUGAAUAUCAUCUAAAAAUAGUUAGGCCUAUAUCAUAAGCUACACAUACCGUCCACUAGCAUUAAUAUUCAAAUGAUUACAACGGUAAUUUUUUUUCUAAUUUUAUUAUUUUGUUUUCUUACACAAAUGCAAUUCUAUUCCUUGUACUCUAAUUAUAUUCUUAAGUAUGAACUAAAACUUCACUAUCGAAACUUAAACUCGAGAGAAACUGCUUAUUAAGAUGUUAUCGAUCUAUGGAUUAAAAGGCGAAGUUUUUCAUGCCUAAGAUCCAAGUUUGUUGCCACUGUCACUGGGUUUCUAGAAAAACGAAGGGUUUGAUAUUACACCAUUUCAUUAGCUAUCCUUUCAAGAACAAACAAACAAUGUAACUAUCUUCAUGAUGUUAAAUCUAGAAGAUUAAACGUCUUUGAAAUAUAAAGGAGUAUGAAACUGAGCGUCAUCAUACCAUCCCUCACAGAGUUGUGCACACUCUUUCUUUGAGAGACUGCAAUUGUUUAUGCCCAUUAUCAAUAAUGUAUCUAAUGUCACUUUUCUUGUCAGUAAGAAAUAGUUAUCAUGAAUAUUUCUCUCCUGUUUUUGUAUUGAUGCGAAAUAUUUCAUCAAAUGCAAGGGAUCUAUUUGUGCAGCGCACAUCCUUUAGAACACGGGGUGUUCCUCGCUCAGCCCCCGGAUAGUUAUAAAUCGAACUAUUUGAGACAAUUUAUUGAUUCUAUAGUAGUAACGCUGAGCUAUUCAAGAAUAUACUUCCAUGUAUUUGAUAAAGUCAAAUUGCUAAUAGUAACUCAUUUGGUUUUAUUUGUAAUCAUGAUAAUCUGGAAGGCAAUGAUUUCACGUUCUGUUUUCUCAGAUUUAUUUCUAAACACGCACCCCGAUGUAAGAUUGAAGACCGAUUUUUUUUCCCACCCCAGUCAGAGGAAGCGGUUACAGAAGAGACGGUACCUAUCUUAUCAUUUUCUAAUAAUAAUUUAUGUUUAAUUGACACAUGAAUGCAUUGACCUUUUCUGAAUUGCAAUACCUUAGCUUCUAGACAUUAAUUGCUCUUCACAAACUGAAAUAUGAAGUAUGAAAUGCUAGAAAUAAAAUAUAAUGAUUUAUUAAAAUAUUCACUAAAAUGUCAAAUAGGGAAUAAUUAUUUACUUUCAUUAAUGAAUCGAUGUGGAUUGUUGCAUUGUAAUGUAUUUAAGGAGUUGAUCUUGUGAUUUAUGGAAACGUUCAAGAAAUUGAUACAUGUGUCGUUGAAACAUUAUUUGAGAUGUUCUGCAAAGUUGAAAAUAUAUUCCAUGUAAAAAAAACAUCAACAAAGCACAAUGGUGCGUAUUGACACCAUAAAUAUAUUGAUAAUUUUAAAUUGUGAUUGUAACAAUUGAUAUGACUAUUUGAACAUUAUUUUGUGUGUAGAUAAGAUUUUUUUUUAAUUAUGUAGAUUUGACUUUUAAAAUGUUGAUAUCAAACCAUUUUCAUGUCCUUAUUUCGACAUUUCAAGCAUGUGUAAAUAAAUUCGUAG
Molecule: messenger RNA, 5137 nt
Organism: Strongylocentrotus purpuratus (purple sea urchin)
Lineage: Eukaryota; Metazoa; Echinodermata; Echinoidea; Camarodonta; Strongylocentrotidae
Product: paired mesoderm homeobox protein 1
Exons: 3
Coding region: 2207-3190 (327 amino acids)
Biological process (GO): regulation of DNA-templated transcription
Molecular function (GO): DNA-binding transcription factor activity, RNA polymerase II-specific; DNA binding
Source: RefSeq, a predicted model, not a curated record